Clupea harengus (Atlantic herring) is the source of this 720-nucleotide messenger RNA. RefSeq names its product E3 ubiquitin/ISG15 ligase TRIM25-like. The transcript has 3 exons. The record is from RefSeq and is a predicted model, not a curated record. Lineage: Eukaryota; Metazoa; Chordata; Actinopteri; Clupeiformes; Clupeidae. Gene Ontology annotation, molecular function: zinc ion binding; protein binding. Bases 1 to 720 code for a protein of 239 amino acids.
AUGGCGGAAUCUUCGACCCAAAGACAGGAGCCUUUCACUUGUUCAGUUUGUCUGGAUCUAAUGAAGGAUCCAGUUACUGUUCCAUGUGGACACACUUAUUGUCUGGGCUGUAUUAAAGGUUGCUGGGAUCAGGAAGAUGGUAAAGGCAUCUACAGCUGCCCCCAGUGCAGACAGACAUUUAGGCCAAGACCUGUUCUCAGUAAAAACAUUCUGAUUGCUGAAAUGGUGGAGGAAUUUAGGAAGACCAGAAUCCAAACUGAUGUUCCUGCUCACUGUUAUGCUGGACCUGGAGAUGUGGAGUGUGAUGUCUGCACUGGGAGAAAACUCAAAGCUGUGAAGUCCUGUCUGGAUUGUCUGUUGUCUUACUGCGAAACUCACUUCAAAGCUCACAAUGAUGUCAACCCAGGAAGAAAACACCCAGUGAUUGACGCCAUGGGCCAGCUACAGGACAGGAUCUGCUCUCAUCAUAAGAAGGUUUUUGAAAUAUUUUGUCAAACGGAUCAGAGUUGUAUCUGCUAUCUGUGCACGAUGGACGAACAUAAAGGCCAUGACACAGUCUCAGCUGCAGCAGAACGGACACACAAACAGAGGCAGUUGGGGCAGACCCAGAGGAGAUUCCAGCAGAGAAUCCAUGAGAGAGAGAAGGAGCUGCAGGAGCUGAGGAAGGCUGUGGAGACUCUCAAGCAGUGGAGGACAGUGACAGGAUCUUCACUGAGUUGA